AUGUUCCAUAAUCGACUCCUCCGCCAUCGAUUCAAUGUCACCAAGUUUCCUGUGAAAUUCUUGGCUGCUUUCUUUCUCAAGCCUGGCAGCGCCUUAGGACUGCCAACAAGCCCUGUGUACUGCUGCCAUAAUAUUAACCUCACCUGGCGAAACCUACCACUAGGGCAACAGGCUGAGAGAUAUCUUGCGUGGGAGUGCAUAUACCCGGACAGCAUCGACAUGGAGGCGUUGUCCCCGCGCGAUGCGAAUGCCCAAAUCCGGGCCAAGCAGCCGGCGCCCAAGGCAAAGCAACCACCACCAAAACUGACCAACAAAGAAAAAGAUCACCCACCGCCACCGCCAAGUGAGGUACAGGAACCUCCGAGUACGGAUCGACCGAAUGGGGCCAUCUACAAAACCGGCAAAUGCCUAGGCAAGGGUGGCUUUGCUAUCUGCUAUGAGGGUCAGCUAGCUGGAACAAGGCAAUUAUAUGCUCUCAAAAUUGUGAAGAGUAACAUGUCUCUGAAGAAGAUGGAGCAGAAGUUCCAAACCGAACUUCAAAUACACUCCAAGAUGAAGCAGGCCAAUAUCGUACAAUUUCACAGAGCGUUCUCUUACGAAAAAUGUACCUACAUCGUCCUGGAACUUUGCCCGAACGGAUCGUUGAUGGAUAUGGUCAGGAAGCGGAAGUACAUCACUCAGCCGGAGGUCCGCUACUGGACGGUACAGAUGGCUGGCGCUAUCAAGUACAUGCAUGCAAAGGGCAUCAUCCAUAGGGAUCUCAAGAUGGGCAAUAUCUUCCUGGACAAGGACAUGAAUGUCAAAGUCGGCGACUUCGGCUUGGCAGCUCUACUCAUGUCGGGUAAAGAUUGGCAGGCUUGUCGACGAACGACUCUUUGCGGUACGCCCAACUACAUAGCUCCCGAAAUCUUGGCGAAAGAUAAGGGUGGCCAUGAUCAUGCGGUUGAUAUCUGGAGUCUGGGUAUCAUCAUCUUCGCAAUGCUCACCGGCAAGCCCCCCUUCCAAUCAGCAACAUCCGACGAGAUCUACAGAAGAGCCCGUGAGCGAGAGUACGACUGGCCAAAAUUGGACACGUCUGAAAAUGUUAUAUCAGAUGAGGCCAAGAAUUUGGUUUCAGAACUACUCCAGGCAGCCGAAAAGAGACCUGAUCCGGACACCAUUGUUCAGCACCCCUUUUUUACAUGUGGCUUAGUGCCACAGCCCGAGGAAAUGACACCAUCACUCCGCGAGAGGCACCCGGAUCCAAGCCAAUUUCUGUCCGCCAGCAUUCGAGGAGGAAGAUCAAACAUCUAUACCAGAAAUCUGAAGAAGCUGUGUAUCAAAUGCGAGGUGGGCCCUUGGAAUUCAGAGCCAAAGAAGCACACAAGCACAUAUCGAGAAGUAGCCGACGAGGAGAAGGCUGGCCUGACUCCCGCAGUUCCAUUGCCCGAGGACGUUGUGUACCGCCCCUUCCAUCAGUUUCUCCAGGAACAGGCAAAACAGUUUUUGUCAAAUGACGAAGGCUCUUUGAAGGCAGCAAGUGUUUUUGAGAAAAUUUUAUCGCCAGCAAGAGCCACGCUGAACGAGCAGCCUGUGCCCUCUAUUAAGCACCCCGCUCAGAGUUUCGCCGCGCAGCAACGUGCUAGACCACAGGGGCUGGCUGGCAACCCAGCGAGUCGGUUGGUAAAAGCACAUCAACCAACUAAAGAAGUUAGAUUCCGGCCUCUCCUAACGAUGAACCCGAGAGCAAAAUCCAAAACAGUUGAGGCAAAAGUCGAACUGAAAGAGCCAGUAGUGAACCUCAGAACAAGAUCUAAAACAGUUGAGGCGAAAGCCGAACCGAAAGAGCCAGAAGCCGUGGCUGAUGUCGAAGAUCGCUUGGCUGCAGAUCUUGUCAAACAAUUGGCCAAGGCAGAGGCCGAGAGAAAGUCAGCAGAGUUGCCGGACCCAACCAUCUCGAUCCCUAUCAAUGCUUCUAUCUUCAAUCCGCGAGAGAAGCUGGAAGUACUACCAAAUACUAAUCCAGACAGCGUUCUUGAAGGGCUCCGUCAAUUCCAGGCUGAGCUAGAACGUGCUCUGAGCAGCAGAACGAUUGCAAUUCAGGUCAAGAAAGAGUAUCAGAACCCCACCAUUGUAGUAAAAUGGGUGGACUACACCAACAAGUACGGUCUGGGUUACAUCCUGAGCAACGGUAGCGUCGGAUGCAUUUUUAGAGCAAUGUCUGCGGGGUCUCAGUAUCCAAACAGGGGCAACAUCCCACCUACGUGCGUCGUAGUCCGGGACGCGGAGAGACACCUGUCAAACCGAGACAAUGAAGCAUACGUGGACCGAAGACAGAUAGUACCGAUUUCUGGGCCGAACAUCGAAUUCUAUGAAAACAGGGCAGCGAAGGGGAUCUUCUGUGGCAAGGUGAACCCUCAAAACUUCAAGAUUCCUAUGAACCCGGAUGGUAAACCCGGGGGACAGCUCGCUCCAGGAGUGGAUGAAUGGGACCAUCGAAAACGGGAAAUCAUCGUCUUAUGGAAGAAAUUUGCCAACUACAUGACGGUCAACUAUCCAUAUCAGGAGGCAUUGGCUAGGGAAUCUCUAGACCGCAUAUCCGAGGUCAACGCGGCUGGCAAUGUCGUAACUUUCUAUCAGCGCUUCGGUGACGUUGGCUGCUGGUAUUUCUGCGAUGGGCACCUACAGUUUAAUUUCCCCGAUCAUACGAAGAUCGUCAUCUCAACAGACGGCAAAUGGUGUGAUUUCUACCCCCUCCCACUCGAAGCCGUACACGAGCUCGCAACCAAAGGCACCAUCGCCGCAGCAUCUCUAAACGACCGCCAGCACCUCUCCUACCCGCUCCAGACUCUCCUGAGUUUCAUGAGCAAGCCCUCUCGCCCCACCAAACCCACCAGCCGCAAGCACCCAGAGAUCGACCCGAUGCUCCAAGGUAUCCUGCAAGCCAACGACUUCCGCCGCAAAGUUGAGUUCAUCCGUGACGUUGUCAGUGAGUGGACGACCAACGGCGGCAUCGGCAUCAGCGACUUGUCUUUUACCGGCCGUCUGCGCUGGAAAGGUAGCAGAGAAACUGUCAACGUUAAAGUGCCCACAAAACACGUCUGGGUGGCUGUCGGUGGACGUGGAACCGAUGACCGCAAGGUAGCGGUGUAUAACCCUCUCAAGCCGAACGACGCGAUGCCGGAUAUUGAAUGA
Drepanopeziza brunnea f. sp. 'multigermtubi' MB_m1 is the source of this 3174-nucleotide messenger RNA. Lineage: Eukaryota; Fungi; Ascomycota; Leotiomycetes; Helotiales; Drepanopezizaceae. The record is from RefSeq and is a predicted model, not a curated record.